This is a messenger RNA of Mucor mucedo, 882 nucleotides long. RefSeq names its product S-phase-specific ribosomal protein cyc07. The record is from RefSeq and is a predicted model, not a curated record. Lineage: Eukaryota; Fungi; Mucoromycota; Mucoromycetes; Mucorales; Mucoraceae. The transcript has a single exon. Bases 1 to 693 code for a protein of 230 amino acids. Gene Ontology annotation, cellular component: cytosol; ribosome. Gene Ontology annotation, molecular function: structural constituent of ribosome. Gene Ontology annotation, biological process: translation.
AUGUUUGAUGUCCGUCAAGUCGGUAAGACACUUGUCAACCGUACCCAAGGUCUCCGUAACGCCAACGAUUCUCUCCUCGGUCGUGUUGUUGAGAUGUCUCUUGGUGAUUUAUCCAAGGAUGAAUCUCGUUCUUUCCGUAAGAUCCAAUUGAAGGUAGACGAAAUCCAAGGUAAGAACUGUCUCACCAACUUCUACCGUAUGGAUAUGACCACCGACAAGCUCCGUUCUAUGGUCAAGAAGUGGCAAUCUUUAAUUGAGGCCUUUGUUGAUGUCAAGACAACCGAUGGUUAUCUUGUCCGUCUCUUUGCCGUCUCCUUCACUUCUCGUCGUCGUAACCAAAUCAAGAAGACUACUUACGCUCAAGCCGGUCAAAUCCGUCAAAUCCGUAAGAAGAUGUUCGAGAUCAUGACUGAAGAAGCUGUUGCCUGUGAUCUUAAGGAACUCGUUGCCAAGGUUACCUCUUCUGCCUCUCAAUCUGCUCAAGAUGCUAUCGCUGUCCGUAUCGAAAAGGCCUGUCAAGGUAUCUACCCUCUCCAAAACACCUACACUCGUAAGGUCAAGAUCCUCAAGGCUCCCAAGUUUGAUGUCUCUGCUCUUCUUGCCCUUCACGGUGGUGCUAACGCUGCUGGUGAUGAUACCGGUGCUAAGGCCUCCAAGGAUUUCGUUGAACCCGCUGUUCAAGCUUCUGUUUAAAUAAACCCUUUCUUUAUAUAUAUAAAUAUAUAUAUUUAUGUUUAUAUAGACUCCUCGUUUUUUAUAAAUACACCCAAAGACGGCUUUUACAUCCCCUAAAAAACCCGGAAUAUUUUUAUCUAUAAGUUGGUACUGUCGGACUACAUUAUAGCGCAUUCAACAGGAGAAAAUGGGGGGAGGGGAGAGGGG